AUGGUGUCCUUGAAACGCGUUUAUAACCAACGUUAUUUGAUACUCGUUUGGAGCGUGCUGGAAAUCUUCCUAUUUUCAGCUAUAGUCUACGGCUGGGCAGCUCUGGUAGUAGUCUUAAAACAAGAGAACUUUUUCCAUGACUUAUGUGAAGUUAAAAAUUCGACCAUUAUCGAAGACGAAGUCGAAGAUUGCAUCAAGCAAGAUGAACGAUUAAAUUUGGUGUUUUUAACCGGUGUUAUUUCGUUUUCUUCAACUGGUAUCGUUUCUGGAGCUUUUCUGGACCGUUUUGGACCGAGAAAGGCACGUCUACUUUCGAGGUAAGUUUAAUUUAUUAAACUAUGUCUAUGAGACUACGUUAAUUCUCAGUAUGUUGCAUGGUUAAACUGACGAAUAAUUAAGGUUUUGACUUUGUUUUGUUUUUGCUACGAGACGGUGUAUUCGAGUCAAAGACAUAGUACAUCACUGAACUUUACUUGCCUCUUGGCUCUUAUUAAAAGUACUUAUCUAGUUACUUUUGAAGCGCUUAUAUAAAUUAUGGAACGGUAUAUAAAGAAAGUUGAAAUGUAAUAGUGGAUUAGCCAGCCCGACAAUUUAGUCCCGCUGUGCAAAUUCAAAGUUAUUAUCUGAUUAUUCAUUUUUUUAGAAAUUGAUUGUUUUCACAGUCAAUGCGGAACACGAAAAUAUUUUGCAUAGCGGGACUAAAUCGUCGGGCUGGCACGCUAUACUGAAAAUUACUAUGCAAUGCCAAUGACGUCAGAAUAUAUAGUUUGUGGAUUAGAAACUGUGCAUUGCCAUCGGCAUUGUAUUAGUAAUCUUCAACACAAAUGUGAUAAAACAUGUCCGUUCUGCGCAUCAGUUCUGCUCAUAACAAAGGGAGACCCACAGAUAUAAACAUUGCCCAAAUUCUGUAUCUUUCGAACUUUUUUUGAAUUGAAACGUACUCUAGUUUAUAUUCAUUUACAAUGGCGAACCAGAAAAGUGUUAGAUAUUCAGUUAGUAUGUCUUAUUUUACAAAUAUAGCAGUUCAAAAUGUAAACAAAGGAUUUGAUAUGGUCUUUACAGUUUUUGCUUCCUUUGACGAGUGCUAUGUCCAUGAAUCAUGAUGUAAAAUGCCGCCAAAAUUACCUGUACCAAUUUUCGGGUGACGUCUGUUGGUUUGUGGGAAUGACGUCUUUUCCUGAAAAGUGAAAUAUAAUUAUACGCUUGAAAAUACUGAAUUAAAAACAGUCAAAAUAUAAUGUUGAUAAACUCUAAAUCCCUCAAAACAAAUUCUUCAAUAUAAAACUUGACUACAACAUUUUUGUUGUAUAAAGUGAACUUUCCCAUAGGCAUAUAUAGCCGUCGUCUCCCAGCUCGUAUGGGAAACGUUUAUGCCUGUCUGUGGACUAACAGUAUAAGAAACAACGUAGAAUUUGAAAUUAAGAAAAUUAUCUCGCAAAUUUUCCGCUAUUAAAGUCUGACGUCUUUGGUAAGGAGGCGUGGAUUGUGUAAAAGACUGACGUCUUUCUUUAUAUAUACGCAGCUUUCUUUUUGGAUUGGCGUUCUUGUUUUUUGUUCUAGCAGAUAAAGGUAUCAUUAUCUAUCAUCAUGCAAUAAAUUUAAAUGUUUUAAGUUUCGACAACAAUUGUGGCAGCAAGCUUAACGUUGCUAUUGAACUUUCCAUGAUUCUUACAGAUAGGCCAAAUUUAAUCUUUCCUGGAAUUAUAACAUUGUCGGCGGCUGGCCUUACCCUUCUACUGACUAUUUUCCAGGUAACUAUUGUUAACUAAUGCGCGAAUCAAAUCGAAACCAUGAAUUCCCCCCCCCCCCCGGGAAUUUGGAUUUUGACGUUUUGGUCAGGUCAAAUUCCCUACAUAUAUUUGUAAUUCCCGUUCAAAUACACCACGCAUUGGGAAAAAUUGGAGUUCAAAUACCCCACCCCAUGUACGAAUUGGAAGCUACAGCAUUUCGCAAUUUUGGAAUUUCAAAGUUUUUGUUUCCUUCAAAAACUCUCUUCAAUCGUUCAAAGCCGUUUUCUUGUAGCCAACCAAGGACAAAGUUAAUUUCUUCGCACUUGAACUCCUCCAUUGUCAUUGACGCUAUGACACUAUACUCUAUAGAAUUUUAUUCUGUUUGACAAAUGAUAAUCUGAUAUAAAGUAUAACCAUUCCUUUCUAUAGGUUGCAAAUAUGUUCGACAAAUGGAAGUCUUCAGUAAUAAGUUUAUUUAACGGAGCCGUGGAUGCGUCGGCCAUUGUACUACUUUUCUUCAAGGUAAGACUAGGCUCCGAAUGAUUUUUUAAAAUAGUUUUCAAUGAUUGUGUUAUGUUAUUAUAUAAAGAACGUCGAUCAGCCGAUCUGUGUCAUGGGGGGAUUUUUGGGGGGGGGGGGUUAGGAGGUGUUAACCCCCCCCCCCGCCUAGAAUCUCGCUAACCCCUCUUAUAAAGUGUUCAACCCCACCGAAAUUUCGCUUCACCCCUCCUAUUUUGUGUCAAGGUCUUUAACCAUAACGCCUAAUCCCUGCCAAAGCUCGCUCAAAGGUGCCGCUCACACCCCACUAGAAAUGUUUCCACCCCUCCUUUAAAGGAUAUGAAAAUCCGCCCUUGAUCUGUGUAUUUGAUUUUAAUUUAGGAAGCCAUUCAGUGUAUGAACAUUGCGAGACUAGUUGCUAGUUGCAAGAGGGAUGUUACACUGCGCAAUGCUCUAAAAAUGCGUUGUAACCUAUUCUACCUGGUACCGCAUUGCUUGUUGCAACAAAAAUGUUGCGAGACUUGAUAGCCUUGAUGAUUGCGAGGUAUGUUACACGCGUAAAAACGCACAGCUUGUAACAAGUCUGCAAACAAGUUGUUACAAAUCUGUUCACAAGCUGUCAACAAGUUGUGUUCGCACUGCUUGUUCCCAGUUGUUGUAACAACUUUGGAACAAGCUGUUAACAACUUGUAACAAGCUUGAUGGCAUUAUCAGCUUUGUUACAAGACUAUGCUAACAAGUUUGUUACAGCCAUGAUAUAACAAGGAUGUUACAAGGUUGUCAACAUAAGGUUGUAACAAUCUUGUUAUAUCAAGCAUGUAACAGACUUGUCAGAACAACCUUGCAACAAGUAUGAUAAUUUCAACAAGGUUGUUACAAGUUGUCAACAAGUUGUUCCAAACCUGUUGACAACUUGUGACAAGCAGUGCGAAUACAUCUUGUUGACGGCUUGUUGGCAGACUUGUUACAAGAUGUGACAUUUUUACGUGUGAUACACCUUGCAAUUUUGUCACUUGUGUCGUAACAAGUUGUUGCGAGAUAAGUUGCGAGACAAGUUGCAUAGACUGUCACAGCGCCUGAAGUGUGUAUAAAUAACUCGUGUCAUAUAUGUUGCCAAGUCAAAUUUAUAACAAUCACUUUGUUGUACUGUGUAGUAUGAUAGUUCAGUUGGCAGAGCAUUGGGCUAGUAUUCCAAAGGUCGUAGGUUCGAUUCCCACCGUGGCCAGGCAUAUUUUCCAAGCUUGACACCGGUGUGGAUGUACACUCAGAGUAACAUCACAAACAUCAUAUUCACCUGAGUACAUUACUCCAACACAGAAAAAAUCAUGAUUACUUUGUUUUCUGUUUUGCUUUCAGUUGGUGUACAACGCUGGUAUUCCAUUGCUGUCAAUCAAUAUCUUCUACCUUCUGUCUGCCAUUAUUUUAAUUCUUGUCUUCACGUCGAUUCUACCACCUUACACCAUCACACCAGAACGUCUUCAGCCCAUCAAUGGAUCUAGGGAUUCUAGGGCAUCUCACGAGAGUUUUGCAAAACCCCAAGUAAGUUCUAUACAGUAUAUUAAGUUUUUGGAUGCUGUCUGGUUCGGCUACCAGUCCGCAGCCUUCUACGGAGAAGUUACAAUGAAUUCUUACAGCGGUUUACAAUUAGAAUUAAAAAUCAAAAUUACAUCAAUUCAAAAAACAUUUUCUUGCUUCUCCUAAAUGAAAGCUGUGUAAAAUAUGUAUAAUUAUGCAUAGUUUGCGCAUUAAUUAUUCACUUCAGUUUUUAUGAGAUUUGAAAAUUAAAUUGAUAAUUUAGAAUUUUUAAUUUGUUGUGAAGAUACUGCAGUCAUAUUCGCAUUGUUUACAGGCUUCGCAAACAAAAAUCUUUUGCAUUUUCAAUUGAAUUGAUUCCCAGAUUUUUUAAAGAUUGCAGAUGUAUCAGCGUUUACGAUUGAAGGCUCGCACAGCAAUGGAAUCAUGCACAUGAAUGGGACUUCAGAAGUAAAUGGGGAAGUUGGAAUUUCUAAGAAAAAUAGCAAGCUACAACAAAACGAAACUGAAAGUCAUUUACAGUCAUCAGCACCUUCUCAAUCUCAAGCUGUCAAUGAAAAUAAUGAAGUUGCAAAAAUUGAGGCCGAAUCCAGUGAAGGUACAAAAUAUAUUUCAAAGUUCAAACACUCAUUAAUAAUUCAUAAGCUAAUUGGCAAAUCAUGUCAACCAUAAUAUAUCACGUGCAGUGGCUUUAAACCUGAUAAAACACUCCUAAUUAGCAUUCUUUAUAUAAAAAAUACUUACAAAGCAGUAUUUCUAUUGAAUUUGUAGUCGUGUUUGAAGCCGUUUAAUAAACUCACGGGAUGUGUUUUAUUAGGUCUAGCUUUAAACCUAAUAAAACAUCCUGCUCGUUUAUUAAACAGUACCUAUGCUAUGUAGCUAACAGUUUAACAUACUGUGCACGCAUUACUUUACUUUUCCAGAUUCAGCACCCCGAUUAAUAAGUCAGAUGUUGACAGCAGAAUAUAUACUGCUGGUGUUGUUCACUAGUGUGUGCGGCCUUCGUCUGUGGUUUUAUGUUGGGAAUCUAAACUCAUAUUUGGAAUUUAUGUCUGACAAUGACAUGGAUACAGGUAAGGACUAGAUUUUUAAUUGUUUUUUAAGAGGCAAUUUGUUCCUAUAUACGUCGUGCAUUUAAUACAUUAGACAGAUUUAGAUCGAGGACGUCAAAGAUGACGUGAAAAUGACGUGUUGUGCCCAUGUAUGGAUAUGCCACGUCAUUUUCACGUCGUCUUUGACGUCCGCGUCCUCGAUCUAAAUCUGUCUAUUAUAGUCGGUUGGGAAAGCGUGGCUGCCAACUCUCAUCACUGUUUGAUCCGAAUUUUAUAGUUGUCCUCAUUUAGCAACAGUAUUAAAACUGUUUAUGACCUUCAUACAGGGUUCGUACGGGUCCUGGAAAACCUGGAAAGUCAUGGAAUUUCAAUAUUCCAAAUCCAGGCCUGGAAAUCCUGGAAAAUCAAUUUUAGUCAUGGAAAGUCAUGGAAAAUUGAAAUAUUACAUUACAUUAACAAAGCAUUUUACUUAUUUCAAUUUACCAGUCAUAACAAUAAUAUGAAUUGUUGUUAUAUAACGGACUUUUGCAAGAGCGAAGUGAAUUUUGUUCUUUUAUUAUAUCUGUUAUCGUUAAAAUAUUAACGAAUUUCAGAAAUUCCAGACUUCCAGGUCAUGGCAAACAUCCGAAAAUUUUGCCCUACAUAUCUAAAAAACAUUUCCCUAACACCACGUAAUUUUCGCAAACAUACAAAAAAAUUUUCAGGACAUUUCAUAAUUUUUCAGAAUUUUUUGUGUUUUGCCCGAAUGUCGCAUUGAUUUUUGCCCGACCGUAAAAAUUGGGCACGUGCCAUCCCCCGGCCCAUACGCCUAUGAUUAAGGAAAACAGUAGAUUUGAUCUGUAUAAUGUUUCAUUUUUCAAAAUAGUAGACCACUACACGAACUGGUUUGGAAUUAUUCAAUUUUCUGGUUUCCUCUUCGCUCCUAUCGUUGGUUAUGUGAUGGAUUGGAAACCGAAGAAAAACCAAAAUGAGAAAACAGACAUUGGCUUCAUAUUCGGCUUUCUUCUCACUUCAUGCGUCACUUUAGUUUUGAAUAUUCUCGUUCUUGUACCCAGUCUUUCUGUGCAGGUAUUGCAAUUAAUACAAAUAUAUUACCGGGGCACAAAAUAUAUAGGAAAGUAUAGCAGAAGUGUAACUUGAGUCGGUGCCUUUGUUGUUUUACGUGCAUGAAAGUUUUAACUCGCUCACGCCAGUCCACGCCAUCCUGCCUAGUACAGCCGAAAGUUUUUAUCAGGUUUUGGUAGGUACAAAGUGCCGAUUGUACUAGCCAGGAUGGCGUGAUUGAUGACGAAUCGCUUGUAAAAACGCGGACAAAUACUUGCUUGAGUGAGACUUCUGGUAUACCUUCCUAUUCUGUGACCGGGGCCUGUUGUAGAGGCGCCGGAAGUACAUGUGCUAGAUUGGUCAAGGGUUUCAGAAUUAUUCUGAGCAUGCAGAUGUCUCGCCUCCUCCGCAGGCAUCUAACCAGAGGAAUCGGGUGGUGGAAAAUUUUUUUUCAAAACCCAUUCGCAGGCUAGAACCCAUAGAGAGGCCUGCGGAGGAGGCUAGCAGAUGUCUGUGUUGAUAAAGUAGGCGGCUGUGGCCUUUUGCGGAGAGGGCCCAGGCGGUCUAGGGGGUCUUAAAGUCAUCCAAAUUAACUAGUGUAUAUUGAUUAGUUAGCAACACAACUGAGCUCUGUAACCAAAGUAUAAUGUAUCACUACUUUCAUUCUUCAACAAGAUAACUUUAAGAUGGCAAAUAACUAAAUCAGUCUUACGAAAUACUACGCCGUUUUCGUAAACGACUAGUAGGCUAUAAUUGUAUAAAGUAGACCAGAUUGAAGAAAAAUAGACCAGAUUUUGAAAGCCGGCCUGUUGGUCCGCCCAUUACCACUGGGUAAGCCCACUGAUCUGAAACUAGAACUGGAUAAUGCUUCUAUGGCACCCUGGCCGCCAUAUUGAAAUUCAGCACCAUCUAGAUUCGACAAGUUUGAGUCAAUUUAACUCUGGUGGAUUUAUUUUGAACCUCAUUUGACUCCAAAUGUGGAGUAAAAAUGAAGCCGCAAUGGCGGCCAUUUAGGUUUGAUCACUGCACAAGGGUCGGAGUCUGGGACUAGAUUUCAAACUCUAGAUUAAUUUAAAUUAACAAAAUAUAGAUUGACAAAAUAUAGAUUUAACUUAAAUAAAAUAAAAUAAAAUACAUGACAGUGUUGGAAAUCUCAUGUGCUCUCACCCUCAUGGUUGAUCUGGGCUUUACAGUUUCUGGUUUCUCAUGCCAUUGUUGUGACGUUAAUGCUAGUUUUUUUUUAUUUAUAGUAUGCUACAUUUGUUGUUCAAGUUGUGUUAAGGGCGUUCGUUUUCUCCGUUUAUUCCGCAUUUAUUCUGCACAAGUAAGUGCCAUUUAUAGAGUCGGGGAAAAAACGAGUUCAUUUAUGCUAGAGGAAACGUGUUUUCAAAAUUGGGAGCAUGAGAUUGUAAAAGGUUAUACUAAGUUCAUUACAAAAUCUUUAAUUCUUAAGGUUCGUUUCUCCUCACGAAAAUUUUCCACGGACAGAAAAUUUUCCGAAAAUAUCAUUGUUAAAAGUUGAAGGUUUUCAACUUCAAAAUUUUUUUCCGACGGAAAAUUUGUAUCGGCCAAUCACAUUUUAGGAUUUUUUCUUUUCGCGGAAAAUUUUCUUGAGUGGAAACGUACCUUUAAACUCAGAAAUGUAGAAACAUGGAGAAUGCGCUUUUGAGGCUUCGAAAAAACAAAACGUUUGGGGCGUACCCCCCAGAUGCCCCUUCAGUUGAUUCCCCUUCAGUUGAUUGACUUGAUUCCCCUUCAGUUGAUUCCCCAGCUCACUCCACAAUAACACAUUUUCUCAGAGAGCACUGCAAUUAAACCGCUGAAACAAACUCAAAGGCACUCUCAGACUGCAAAAAUCACCAUCUAUAAAUUAUACGGAGUGGACCCAAUAUCUUCCCAUAAUUCACCAAAUUACUGAAAAUAAACUGACGGGUUUAGUUAUUUUGAUUGAUUUAGAUUUCCACUGGUACAUUUUGGAAAAUUACUUGGCGCUGGUCAUAUAAUAUCCUCAGCGAUAGUUUCUAUCCAAUAUGGAUUAGUUGUUGUUACAGAGGAUACUCUUAAAAAAGACCCAUUUUGGGUGAGUUUUCGGAACUUGGCCUCGUUGUCUAUGGCGAGUAGUCAACUCGGGCUACCUUUAAUUAACCUCCAAAUAUAAACUCUGGGCUUUUUUAUGUACUAUUUAAAAAACGAGCAAGAGUGUUUUAUUAGGUUUAAAGCCACGAGCGCGCAGCGCGAGUGGCUUUAGACCUAAUAAAACACGACCUGCGAGUUUUUUAAAUGGCUUCAAAAACGUUUGCAUAAUAAGUCAAAUCUUUAUAUAAAAAUCUUUAUAUAAAAAUCUUUAUAUAGUUUGCAUAACAAUGGUCUUUUGUUAAAGUGUUCUUUAGCUGGUAUAAAGACGUAUGCACGUGACUAAUUUCUUACUCAAGAUUGGAUAAAAACAUGGGAGCUAGGUUUUUUUAGACGACAUUUGGUGUUAGUAAUAUUUAAUAUAUUGACUAUUGUAGCUCUAAACUAUAUCGUGAACGAAAAGAAAUAUAACGGGGGGCGCUUGUAUUCGGAGGUUUACGGUAUAUACAUGCUAAAUUGCAUUCAUUUAUUAAUUUACUACAAUUCAUAGGUGAAUGUGAGUCUUCUAGUGUUGUGCUUGUUUCUCAAUAUCCUCCCGGCUUAUCUAUGGAUUAAGGAAAAGAGACAAAAUGGACAGAACAGACGUAUUGAGGUUAAUCGUAGCGUAAUUUAAUUACUGUACAAGCCGACAGAAAAAAAUCUUUUGUUGUAUCGUAUAGGACCGCAAGGGAACACGAGAAAUCUUUUUCUGAAUGUAAUUAUGUAAGUCACAGUUCAAUUUUAGUAUAGUCGGCAAACCUUAGUAGUGCAUUUCGGCAGGGGGGGGGGGAGCAUCGAUGGGGGCAGGGGGGAGCAUCGAUAUACGCGGUACUUUCGCAAUUUAUAUACGCAGUGGUUCGAGCAUUAUACGCGGUGCUUUUAACAUUAUACGCGAUGCUUUCAUUCAACAUUAUUUCCAUUUUCUUUCAUGUAUAUGAUUUCACGAUUGCUUAAAUUUGGUAUGUGGUUCAGUGACAAUGCUUUUUGCCUCUGGUUUGCAAUGACAUGCUAUAAAAAGAUUUAUUUAUGCACUUUGUGAAUUCUAAAGGGUGUAUAAAAAAAACUGAACCCUUUCAAAUCAGUCAAAUUAGCUAUAACGUAUUGUAGUAAUUUGACAGCUCUAAUUGCCUUGAAUUAAUGUUGGUAUAAAGAACACAAGGAAUACUGUAUUUCUUUUAAAUUUUCUAAUUUUUAUUUCUUUGAGUUUUGUCCCAUGAGUACAAGACCUAGUGUUCUUAUCCAACCAUUAAUUUAAAGCAAUUAGAGCUAAGAGCUGUCAAAUUACUACAGACAAUACGUUAUAGCUAAUUUGAGUUUGAAAGGGUUCAGUUUUUUUUUAUACACACUGUAUAUAUUAUCAUAUAGUGUUGAUUUAUUAGUAAUAAAUCUGUGUAUAUAUACAUGAAUAUAACGCAGCGAAUGUGCCAAGCAGUAUAAUUAUAAACACGGCUGAAAUACGAUAUUAAAUCUUGAAUGUGCCGUAUGGUUUAAUUAAAAAUGCUUUGUCAUUUGUAUUUAUACUUCCACUGCAUCACAAGUGGACAGAUUCCACAUGUGAGGUUGUCUUGUGUAUAUUUUGGCCUUCUUUGAUAAACAUUACUAAACACGCAAAUUUUAAUUAGCUAUGUGAGAAUAGCUGAAUUCAUAUUAGAAGACGGAUUUCCGUCUAAGACGGGAAACUCGUGUGACGGAUUUCCGUCUGGUAUAAGUAUGAAACGAAAACUAUCGGACGGAUAAACCCGAAAAAAUAGGAGACCCUCCAUCCCAGUCUCUUUUGAACGUUGCGAGCAGAAACCCGUCUUGAUUUAUUCGUCUGAUAUAAAUUUAAGACGGAUUUCCGUCUAAGGGGCCGAUUACAUGGAGCAUUUUCAACCCCGGGGUUGAACUCAGCCCUGUUUACCGGGUUGAAAUUUCAGCCCUGUCUGUAAUACAAAACUCUAUCAAAAUCAAACGCGCGAUUACAUGCAAAAUUUUCAACCCAGGGCUGAGUUCAAUCCCGGGGUUGAAAUUUCAACCCUGCUUCAGCUAGCAGGGUUGAAAUUUCAACCCCGGGGUUGAACUCAGCCCUGGGUUGAAAAUUUUGUCAUGUAAUCGUUUCAACCCAGGGCUGAAAUUAUCAUGACUUAUUCGAGCAUACGUGGUAGUGACUAUUUAUUACAAGAAAACAAAAUAAAGGCUUUUUUUACUUCCGCGAAUCGAUGCCGCGAACGUAUAGUAUAGCGUUUCAACCCCAGGGUUGAAAUCGUCCAUGUAAUCGCAAAAAAUUUCAACCCGGUUAAUAGGGCUGAGUUCAACCCCGGGGUUGAAAAUGCUCCAUGUAAUCGGCCCCUAAGACGAGAAACUCGUCUAACUUUCCCGUCGUUCAGGCAGGAAAGUUAGACGGAAAAGUUCAGACGGAAAACCCGUCGUUAACCGAAUUUAUAUCAAGACGAGUUUCUCGUCUGAGACGAGUUUCCCGUCUUAGACGGAAAUCCGUCUUCUAAUAUGAAUUCAGCUAAUGUUGGCCGUUUUUGAAAAUGUUGAUGUAUAAAUUAUG
Molecule: messenger RNA, 10505 nt
Organism: Paramuricea clavata
Lineage: Eukaryota; Metazoa; Cnidaria; Anthozoa; Malacalcyonacea; Plexauridae
Source: the annotation of a GenBank genome assembly